Molecule: messenger RNA, 2166 nt
Organism: Salpingoeca rosetta
Lineage: Eukaryota; Choanoflagellata; Craspedida; Salpingoecidae
Exons: 3
Coding region: 140-1741 (533 amino acids)
Molecular function (GO): hydrolase activity
Source: RefSeq, a predicted model, not a curated record
CAACUUUCAGCGUUGUUGGAGAGCAUGCGUCAUCUUCGUCGUCGUUGUCGUUGUGUUUGUUUGCCUCGACUCCACCACCUGAACACCCUUCCCCAUAUCCUCCCUCCCCCACUUCCCUCGUUUUAGCCAACCUUGGCUCAUGACGAUGUGCGGCGCUGUUGUGCUUUGGACUGUUUUGGUCGUUGCCCUUGGCGUCGGGGAUGCCAGUCUUGGCGCGCCUGUGCAGGGAGAGGGCAAGUUCAUCUGGUUGAGCGACCUGCAUGUGGAUCCAUACUAUGGAACGUCAGAUGCAUUCGGCGGCUGCACCUCUCCGCAGCAGUCGCCGGUGCUUGGUGCCUUUGGCUGUGACUCGCCCUGGGCCCUCGUCCAGCAAGCCAUCGCCCAAGCCAAGGCCACGCUGCCCGACCCAGACUUUGUGCUUGUGACAGGCGACUUCUCACGGCACGACAACGACAAGGUGCCGCAGCCGUUUGAGAUGCUGCAUGCGCUCAUGCACAACGUCUCCGAGCUGCUCAGCACCACCUUCCCCGGAACCCACACGCUGCAUGCGCCGCUCACGGAGGCACACGCAGAGGUGGCCAUCUCCCUCGGCAACAACGACGUCAUCCCAGACUACUUCCUGGACACCACAAAACCCGACAGCAAGCUGUUGUCGCUUGUCGCCGACGCCUUCAACAGCACGCUCACGCCGAGCGAGCUGGCCAGCGUGCGCAAAGGCGGGUAUCUCAUGCGCGCCGUCUCCGACACGCUGCGCCUCAUCUCCCUCAACACCGUCAUCUACUCCCCCUACCACGUGCCAGACUCUGCCUCGGCCCACGACCCGCUCGGCCAGUUUGAGUGGCUCAAGCAGCAGCUGCGCGACGCGCGCCAAGCAAACGCCGCCGUGUACAUUGUGGGCCACAUCCCGCCAACGCUCGGCAGCUACGACAAGAAGCAGAACUGGCGCACGGACCGCAUCACGCAGUACAACAUGCUCCUGUCCGAAUUCGAGGACGUGGUCAAGGCGCAGCUGUUUGGACACCUGCACUCCGAUGAGUUUCGCAUCCCGCACGAGGCCGCGCGCGUUGUGCCGCUGCUCAUUGCGCCAUCGGUCACCCCAGUGUACCGCAACAACCCGAGCUUGCGCAUUGUCACCUACGACCGGGGCAGCGGCACCAUCGUGGACCACCACACGCGGUAUGUGGACGUGCACCACCCGGAGUACGGGUGGAGGGACCUGUACUCGUUUGCCAGCCAGUACGGGGUGAGCGAUCUCACUGCCAAGAGCCUCAACGCCACCGUCACCAAGAUGGCCAACAAGCCCGCCGUCAUGCAUGAUUUCCUCCACGUCCUGCGACAAGGGGUGGACCAGGGCGACUGCAACGACGAGUGCACGAAGGAGUGGAUCUGUCUGUUCCGCGCUGCCAACAAGACGGCGUACCAGUCGUGCAUCGACCACAGCAGCAGCGGCAGCGGUGGUGACGACGAUGAUGAUGAUACCAACACCGACGACGAAACUGGCCACAAGGGCGGCAAGAAGGCGCUUUUGGUUGAGGGAGUGGCGGGUGGCGGCGGUGCGGUGGUGAUUGCAGCAGCGGUGGUGGUGGCCGUACUCCGGAGCAGAAGCAAGACCACAAACGGCGCAUAUCUCCUCGUUGCAGACGACAGCGACGACGAAGACGACGAAGACGGUGGUGCCGGUGAUGUUGGAGUUGCCGCGCAUGAUGCUGCGUACGAUGAUGACAUGGGCAACGAAUCCUGAGGGGCGUGGACAGGGGUGGUGUGUGUGUGUGUGUGUAUGUGUGUGUGUGUGUGUGUGUGUGUGUGUGUGUGUGUGUGUGUGUGUGCGUCUUUGCUGCAACACAAUGACGUCAACCCCACCAAGCGAGUUAUUGUCGAACAGUGUGCCGUUCUUGCUGCCAGCGAUGUCGGUUCCUGCCUUUCACUGGGUUCAGUGCGUUGUUGUUCGCACAAGCGUGUCCGCUGUGCACAUGCUGUGCUUGUUAGUUUCCUGCUUGUAAUCGCUGUUGUGUUAAUCGAAUGGUCUGGCGUGCAAACACGCACACGCAUAUGAGACAAGCGUUUUCUGCAAGCGCGUCAUGCACAUGAUACAAACAAAGGGCAGGGGGAGAGCAGACGUGCCAGUGUGCCAGCGUUCGAGUGCGUGAGGCCACAAGAGCCACGCGU